Messenger RNA from Penicillium daleae, 939 nucleotides. RefSeq lists its product as uncharacterized. NCBI's taxonomy places the organism in Eukaryota, Fungi, Ascomycota, Eurotiomycetes, Eurotiales, Aspergillaceae. The record is from RefSeq and is a predicted model, not a curated record. Bases 1 to 939 code for a protein of 312 amino acids. The transcript has a single exon.
AUGCAGCGGUGUUUGCGCUGGGGAAGUGCGACAACAAAAAGCCAGCUUGUUGCUGGGGUAUCAACUGACCAUGACUGCAGCUUUCAGGCUACCAUUGUGGCCUAUCCUGAGAAGGGCAACGUUUUCAUUUACACGCCCUUCUCAGUGAACGGCUCUAUUCCAAUACUAGGCCGGCAGUAUAUGGCUGGACAUCCGGGUUUGAAUAGCAAGGGAGUGGCUUACGUCCAUCAUGGAGGGGCAAUCUUGGAUGGUUCUUGCUCCGGGGGUGGUCCACUUGAGGAAUGGUGUUACGGCGUCCGCCGAGGUGCUGCCACCUUUCAUGCUCUACAGUUCGCAAACUCAGCCCAAGAAGCAAAGGACAUGAUGCUGAAUCUGCCUAUCGGCGAUCCUGGAGCUGUUCUCGGGUCAGCAGGUGGCAUGUGGGCCGAUGCGACAUAUGGAAUCGUUUUGGAGAAAAGAAAAGGCAGCCUAGAGCAGCCUGCCCCUAUCACACGCGAGUUCACUUAUGAUCAGGAAGGCAAAUCAUACGACUUCCUUUAUGCGAACAAUAAUGCCCUCAGCCCCGAUAUCAAUUCAACUGGUGCACCCUCUGAAGUGAAUUACCGGUACACCCUCGAGGGCGGCUGGCGCAUCUUGGGCCCUGAAGACGCCUGUACAGAUAAUCCAUCCAUUUUGAAGGCGAUAAUGUCGACAAAAAACAGUGCCGCUCGAAAUGAAUUCUUCCAUCGGGUGAUGCUGGCUAAAUACGGCCAAAUCUCGGUGGAUCACAUGCAAGCCAUCUACCGUCAAUCGGGAACCCUCCCCGAAGGCACGUAUGAGAAAAUAGUCGAAGCGUGGAAAGAAGGAAAGCAAUGGAAUUCAUCGGCUGCUCAUCGAGGAAACGCAUUCACCGCAUUGAUCGAACCGUCGCCAGCUCCAGAAACACCAGGCUCUUACUAG